AUGGCCGACGAAAAUUGGAAAAUUUCGGAAGAUCAGGCGGAACAAUUGUACACGUGGAUCGCUACGAUUCCCUUCUCGAAACCGAAAAAGAAUUUAACGAGGAACUUUUCGGACGCUGUACUGAUGGCAGAAGUCCUCAAGGUGUACUACCCCCGCUUCGUUGAUCUUCACAAUUACGUGCCAGCCAACAAUUUGACGACGAAGAAAGAAAAUUGGAACAUAUUGAAUCGGAAAGUGUUCAGCAAGAUUAACAUGAAACUGUCCAAAGAUAUGAUCAACCAGCUAGCAAAUUCACAACCUGGCGUCGCUGAACACUUGUUGCUGGAGCUGAGGAGUAAAAUUUUAAAGAAUUCCGAUCAUUCGAACGCUUUAUGCAACGAAAAAGAAAAGGACUCUGCGGAGGAUGGUGUAGAAGACGCCGACACGUCUAGAACGCAGGCCAUGUCCCAGUCUAUCAAGCCGGAAGACGUCGUUCCUCGUCACGUUUGCACGCAAUUAAAGCAAGAACUCCGCGCGAAAGACGACAUUAUCUCCACCUUAAAUUGCAAGGUCGCGUAUCUAGAGAAUGCGAUGAAAGUGAAAGACCUGCGAAUAUCGAACCUGGCGUCGCAAAUUUUGCAGAACGCCGUAGACUCCGAACAACUCGCGAAAAAUCAAACGAACGAGGCGCUAAGCAAGCCUCGUACACGAGCAUUCAAUAUUCCGGAGAAAAUGAAACCGGAAGAAUAA
Dufourea novaeangliae is the source of this 729-nucleotide messenger RNA. RefSeq names its product sperm flagellar protein 1-like. Gene Ontology annotation, biological process: regulation of cytoskeleton organization. Gene Ontology annotation, cellular component: axoneme. Bases 1 to 729 code for a protein of 242 amino acids. NCBI's taxonomy places the organism in Eukaryota, Metazoa, Arthropoda, Insecta, Hymenoptera, Halictidae. The transcript is spliced from 3 exons. The record is from RefSeq and is a predicted model, not a curated record. Gene Ontology annotation, molecular function: microtubule binding.